Molecule: messenger RNA, 709 nt
Organism: Mustela lutreola (European mink)
Lineage: Eukaryota; Metazoa; Chordata; Mammalia; Carnivora; Mustelidae
Gene: POLE4
Product: DNA polymerase epsilon 4, accessory subunit
Exons: 4
Coding region: 50-400 (116 amino acids)
Cellular component (GO): nucleus; epsilon DNA polymerase complex
Molecular function (GO): protein heterodimerization activity
Source: RefSeq, a predicted model, not a curated record
GCUUGCGCGCGCACAGUCGGCGGCCGCGCGCAGCACGCUCGGGGCCCGGAUGGCGGCGGCGGCGGCUGGGAGCGGGACGCCCCGGGAGGAGGAGGGGCCCAGCGGGGAGGCGGCUGCUCCGCAGCCCCAAGCUCCGACGAGCGCGCCCGGGGCUCGUCUCUCGAGGCUGCCUUUAGCGCGAGUGAAGGCUUUGGUGAAGGCCGACCCCGACGUAACCCUCGCGGGACAGGAAGCCAUCUUCAUUCUGGCACGAGCCGCGGAACUGUUUGUGGAGACCAUUGCAAAAGAUGCCUACUGCUGUGCUCAACAAGGAAAAAGGAAAACCCUCCAGAGGAGAGAUUUGGAUAAUGCAAUAGAGGCUGUGGAUGAAUUUGCUUUUCUGGAAGGAACUUUGGAUUGAUGGCUGAGCUCGGCAGUUUUGUGAGCUUUCACCUGCAUCCUCUGGCCAGCCCCUCUCCUGCAGGCCUCUGCCUUGAAGAACAGACUGUUUGGAAUAUUGUACUUACAUGCUUUUCCUGUUCUACCAUCAUCUAAACUGGGAUAAACAGAGGUCUCACCUGUUAGCUUUUCUUUACACGGUCUUCCACUACUAUGUCUUCCAUUUCAGGCUUGGAUGCAGCCUCUUUUGAGGCAGAGGAAAAGAAAAUGAUUUGUGUAGGUUGCCUAAUGAAUGAUGAGGACCAUAAUAAAGGUCUCUGAUCAGUUUCAA